AUGUCAACCAAAAAGACCUAUAAGCAAGCCUGCGACAACUGCCGCCGCCGCAAGAUAAAGUGUUCCCGCGAACUCCCAUGCGACAAAUGUCAACGGCUACUUCUCUCCUGCUCAUAUAGCGACGUCCUCCGCAGAAAGGGCCCCAAAUUCCGCACUCUCUACCCCCUAGCCCCAAUCCACCCUCUCAUCUCCCGACUCGACCAUCCCGAGCACCCCAAUCCCGACGCAGACGGGUCCGGCCCGGAUCUGGAAGAGAUCCCGGACUACAUGUUCAAGAACUCCCCCAUCUCCCCAGAGUUCAUAAUCACCGACUCGCAGUUCGUCGGCCGAGACUUCUCAGAUACAUUCUCGCACCUGCCACCACCGGAACUCGUCUCCUCCCCCGGCUCAACAGACUCAACAGUCGAAUCUGCCAUCGGCUACGGCUACAACUACCGCUAUGCCAGACCACAACCCCCGCGGCUGUCGCCGCAGAUCCUCCUCGCGCACGUCAAUGUCUACCUCAAGUACCUGUUCCCAAUCAUGCCUGUUGUUCGCGGCGACCAGCUGCGGCUGGACUGCCAUGCGCCGGAGCAGCUGACUGCCCGUCGGUAUGCAUUUCUUGCCUCGUUGUGUGCGGCAACGCAUAUCCAGCUAAAGCUGGAUGGGACUGCGCCGGUGACGGAUUCGGCGCAGCGGCGUAUUGGGGACGGGCAGUCGUUGAUGUCUGGAGAGGAAUUGCUUUGUGAGGCUGUGCGGGCGCGAAGGGAGGUUGAUGUUUUGGAGGAGGUUGGGACCGAGUCGCUUUUGACUUCCUUCUUUUUGUUUGCUUCGUAUGGGAAUUUGGAUAAGCAGGAUCAUGCUUGGUUCUUUCUGUGCCAGGCCACUUCGUUUGCGUUUACGCUUGGCUUACAUCGGGAGGGGACGUAUGCUGAGUUCGAGGCUGAGGAGGCGGAGGAGAGACGGAGGAUUUUUUGGCUUUUGUUUAUCACGGAGAGGGGAUAUGCUCUCCAGCAAUCGAAGCCGGUUAUGCUGCGCAGCUCGAUUCAUAAACCUCAGGUUCUUUGCUCGGAGGAUCCCAUCUUGGCUUAUGGGUUUAUCAACUUGAUCAACAUCUUUGAGAAUCUCACCCCCAGUCUUUAUGACUGGAUCUCGGCUGGUGGCGGGGAUGGCAUCUUAGAAAGACCGCCCACUUCUGCCAUCCAAUCGAGCCUGUGCAAGCCUAUCUCUCUAGACGGAGUGCUCGAGAUCCAGCAGGUGGAUAUCCUGAUCACACAGCAGUGGCUGCAGGCAAUGAUGUGGAAGCUGUCUAUGAGCCAUGCCACGCAGAGUGCAUCGCGUGAUGACGCAGUCUUACCAUUUCAUCUCCCGGUGGUGGUAGGCAAAGCCGUGAUGAGUGUGAUCGGGGCAGCCUCCCAGGGAGCCGUCGACGCCCAUGGAAUUGGAAUGGAACAAAAACUCUUCGACCUGGGCGUCUCCGUGGCGGACGUGGCAAGAUCACUCGGACCAAAAGCCGUCCACAGACUAGCCGAGUCGACUAUUGAUCCAAAUGAGUUGCUGUGGGGUAUUCUGCACACGCUUUCUCAAAUCCGCGGCUCCCCUUCUUACCUCUUUCCGACCUUGUUGGAGCGCUGCAGGACCGUGCUUGGACUCGACUGCACGAUCACCGCGGGGAACUUCCUUCCUAUACUCGGUGCGGCUGUGCCGGAUCAGUUGGCUUCGUGGUCUGGCCAGCAUGUGUGGGAUUAUACCGGUGGUGGGGAGGAUAUUGAUGUCGAUGGCCAAGAGUCGGCAUCUCAUGGAUCAGUGCAGGAAUUAGGGUUUGGAAAUUGUUUAUUGGGAUGA
Messenger RNA from Penicillium bovifimosum, 1824 nucleotides. RefSeq names its product putative C6 transcription factor (AmyR). Lineage: Eukaryota; Fungi; Ascomycota; Eurotiomycetes; Eurotiales; Aspergillaceae. The transcript has 3 exons. Bases 1 to 1824 code for a protein of 607 amino acids. Gene Ontology annotation, biological process: DNA-templated transcription; regulation of DNA-templated transcription. The record is from RefSeq and is a predicted model, not a curated record. Gene Ontology annotation, molecular function: DNA-binding transcription factor activity, RNA polymerase II-specific; DNA binding; zinc ion binding.